This is a messenger RNA of Tuber aestivum (summer truffle), 1406 nucleotides long. Lineage: Eukaryota; Fungi; Ascomycota; Pezizomycetes; Pezizales; Tuberaceae. The record is from the annotation of a GenBank genome assembly.
AUGUCGGAAAUCCCGCGUCACUCGGGCGCUCUGUACACUCCGCCCGAUGCUCACCCCCCUCCGCCGGGUAUGCCACGCUGGAACCAACGGGGUCGGUCAUCAUCCCUAUCGUCGGGGCUAUCACGACGGAGCUCUGGAAAAGGGAGGAGAAAUGCCCUUAUUGCUAAGGCCAGUAGGUUCCAGAGAUGGGCCCACAAGAGGUUCAACAAGAUGACCUUGACGCAAAAGAUCUUGGGGUCACUGGUACUUUUGGUGAUGGGGACCACCGCCUUACUGGGGUUAAUAUUCCAUGCGAAGAUACUACACGCUAUGCUGCCGUUCGCUGCGAAGCUCAGGUACUUGAUCGAUAGUGGGAGGGGAGAGAAUAGUCGUGCUCCGUUGCUGAUUGUUGCUUGAUGUUUAGAAGCUGGAAGGCUGGGUGGCUCCUCAUAUUUGCUCUCUGCUUCGCUUCAGCUUUUCCACCCAUGAUCGGGUACUCGACUUCGGUGACGCUUGCUGGAUUUGUUUACGGGUUUCCUAAUGGGUUUGUUUCCGCUCAGCUUUGAGUUAGCGCCGUUCUUUUUUUUUUUAAAUUUACGUUCUGAGUGGUGUGACUGAUUUAUUUUCGCGGGUAGCUGGUUUAUAAUCGCUUCUGCCACCAUCCUGGGCGCUACCUGUGCCUUCAUGGUAUGUCGAUACUACCUCAAGAGCUUUGCAAAACGCAUGGUAGCCACCGAUAAGCGCUUUGCUGCGCUCUCUCUCACACUCAAGCAUGAUGGGAUUAAAUUGCUGUGCAUGAUCCGGCUAUGCCCCUUGCCAUAUUCGAUCUCUAAUGGUGCCAUGUCGACGUUCCCAACCGUCGGUCCGCUGAGCUUCAUGGUUGCAACAGCUGCGGCGACACCGAAGCUGUUGAUCCAUAUUUUUAUCGGCGCUAAGUUGGCUGAACUGGCCGAGGAUGAGGGCAAGAAGAUGGACUUGAAGACGAAGGCUUUGAACUAUGGAAGCAUUAUUGGGGGUAAUAAUAAAUGUUUUUCGUAUCGUGCUGGAGCUGACAUUUGAUAGGUGUUUUUCUUGGCAUCAUCACCGGAUGGUUGAUUUAUAAACGCACGAUGCUUCGGGCGAAACAACUCGGGGCGGAGGAGCGUGCACGGAUCCGCGCGCCUGUUGGGCAAAGCUUCACGGAUGCUGAAGAUGCAGAUGCAGAGGCAGCCGCCGGUCUCAUUGAGGAUCUCAUUGAAGGCGAGUAUCCAGAUUCCGGCGAUGACGAGUCUGAGGAAGGUGAUAUUCUUCUGGGCGAUGAUGAUGAUGAUGAUGAUGGUGAUGAUGAUGAGGGCCCUGGGUUUGGGAUGGAGGAUAGUCUAGAGCUUGAGAGGAACGAUACCAAGGGGCACUCUCAAACGCCACCUAAGGGUCCUAUCGCUCCAUAG